GGGGUGCUGAGGGUUCCACCGGUAGGACUUACAGAACCUGCGACAGAGAGGCAAGCGCUAAACCACACCUAAACCACGGAGGUGCAGACAACCCCGCCCCGGGCCCUCCGUUACCCUGGCUAACGGGGGGAUUGGACCGUUGUCUGUGCAACUCAGGAAGGGGGAGUGUGUGAAGAGUCCUCUGCCGGGAACUGUGUGAAACCAAGCAUUCCUCGCUGGGUGGGGUGCAAGGACUCCCAGCAGGCCCUGCUGCCCACUGCUCGCGCUGUCUGGAGCUUGGAAGACUCCUCGCAGCUGGCUCCAUGGAACCCCACCGCAGCCUCGCCCUGCUGACUGGCUGCCUGGGCUUGCUGUCGACCCUGGUGGCUCUGAGCACCGAUCACUGGUUCGUGGCCAAGGGGCCGGGUUUCUUGUUUCACACGGGGCUCUGGCCCCAAGUGGCUGGGGUCCCAGUGGCAGACUACAUCCACGUGACACAGGCCUUCAGCAUCCUGGCUGCCCUGUUUGCCCUGGUGGCUGCGGUGUUCCUGGCGCUAUCUUAUAUCGUCUCACUGUCGGCCCCGGGCAACGGUCCCCUGGUAUCCACCAUCACAUCCUUCGCUGCCGUCCUGUGUAUGAUCGUGGCCAUGGCGGUGUACACCAGCGAGCGGUGGGACCAGGUCCCGCACCCCCAGGUCCAGACCUUCUUCUCCUGGUCCUUCUACCUGGGUUGGGUCUCGCCCAUCCUCUUCCUCUGUGCAGGUGCCCUGAGUCUGACUGCACACUGCAACAGCCGCCGGGCCGGUUAUGAAGGACUGUGAGAACAGCGGGCGAGUUUGGAGUCUCUGAGGCCUGGACUCACCUCCACCCCCACCCCUCUCCCAGCCUUUCUCCAGCGCCCUUGCAUAUUCUUUCCUUCAUUCAACAAAGAUUGGUUUGGAAUCUG
Messenger RNA from Ochotona curzoniae (black-lipped pika), 925 nucleotides. It is a transcript of the gene NKG7, whose product is annotated as natural killer cell granule protein 7. Lineage: Eukaryota; Metazoa; Chordata; Mammalia; Lagomorpha; Ochotonidae. Gene Ontology annotation, cellular component: plasma membrane. The transcript is spliced from 4 exons. The record is from RefSeq and is a predicted model, not a curated record. Bases 303 to 800 code for a protein of 165 amino acids.